AUGGAAGAUCUGAUGACGCAAGCCAGGAAGAUUAAGAACGACGUCAUCGGACUGAUCGAGACGAGACGACGUCACCCUCUCAACGCCGUAUAUGAAACUGGAGAAGAACUGUUUUCAGGAACACGCGACAUUAGAUGUGUUGGUGGACCUCGUCAACGCGAGAACGACAAAGAACAUCGACUCUUUCGAACAACUUACGACCCGAAUCGGACGUCUGCGGAUGAGAAGAUGUGGUCCAACACCAGUUUGACUAUCUUCGUCGCUUACGCUCCAACAUCAAGCUACGAAGAAGAAGUCGAAGCUUAUGGACCUGGAGAAGCCAAAGUUGACCCAAGAAGAACGCCUGAGGAACUUCACAUCGGGACCUACGGCCUACAAUGGAAUGACCAGGGGGAAAGGAUCUCCGAGUUCAUCAUGACGACUAAGACCAUCCAUGGGAACUCACAAUUCCAGAAGCCCUCCUCUCUACGCUGGACUUGGGAGUCACCCGGUGGAGGGUACCGUAAUGAAAAAGACCACAUCAUCGUCAAUAAAAGGUUCUGCCUGACGGACGUCGCUGUUGCACCAAAGUUCUAUACGGGAUUGGACCAUCGCCUCCUCCGAGGAAGAUUUUCCUUCACAAGGAGAGCAGAGAAAGCCGCCAGGUUCAGAGAGAGAAAUCCCAGAACUACCAUCAACUGGGAUCUCUUCGUUACGCUAGCAGGCUUUUGGGAAGAUUCCGCAAUGGACAACAUCGACGAGGAAUAUGACCAGCUCGUUGAACACCUUCACGACUGCGCGAAGAAGGUUGAGAGUUUUAAAACCACCGAGAGAUGCCUGUCUCUUGAAACUCUUGAGCUGAUACGCCAGCGUGGAGCAGCACGAGCCGCAGGGAACCAAGAUCUCAUGUCCGAGCUCGCAAGGCUUUGCAGAGAGGCGAUAGAGGAAGACCUUCAAGGGAGAAGAGCAGAAGUGCUGGCUGAAGCUGCAGAGGCGGGGAACCCGUCGAGACUUCGCCAGUUGCAAAACGAGGAUCACUGCUCUCCGGAACCCGAAGGGAACAACUAUUGCAUCGAGAAGGGGGAUGGAGAAAAUCAUCUACGACUUCUACUCUGA
Necator americanus (New World hookworm) is the source of this 1095-nucleotide messenger RNA. RefSeq lists its product as uncharacterized. NCBI's taxonomy places the organism in Eukaryota, Metazoa, Nematoda, Chromadorea, Rhabditida, Ancylostomatidae. Bases 1 to 1095 code for a protein of 364 amino acids. The transcript has 2 exons. The record is from RefSeq and is a predicted model, not a curated record.